AAGAUAUAACAUGGCAAACGUCUGCCGCGGUGACUGUGCAGGUGCCGCAACGCUCGAACCUUGACCCUGCAUCUUCGCGAGAAUGAAGUUUCGAGCUCUGUUGGCGCGCUCCUUUCCGCGUACAUCGACGAAGCUAAAAGCUCCGAGAGGUGUGCGCAAUAGCGACACAAGCCAAACCUCAACCUCUGACGGCACAUAUUCGUACUACACCAUUGGAACGGGCAGUGAGACUGAUGAGUUACCAGACAGCCUCCAGCGACCACUCCAUUACCAAAGCGACACUGCCGCGCCCACGAUGCUCAACACCACAGCAGCAAGGAGAGCAUCGGCUCCGUUCGGCAGCCACGAAACCCCAGCUCAAGAGAUUGCGCGCCUAAGAGCCAUCAACUUCGACCUCGCCCAACAAUUGGAGAAGGCAGAGCAAGACCUCGAACGCAGAAACGCGUCCAUGGCAGAGAUGGAGGUGGAUCUAGUGCGACUGUUCGAGAAAUCCAAGAAACAAGAGGCCAAGCAAGAAAAGUUGGAAGCUGAGAACGAGAGGCUCCAAGAAGAAGUGGGAGCUGAGAACGAGCGGCUUCGCGCCCAGGUCAAGCGACUCAGUACCAGCAAAUGGACGCCAUGGCGCGGCCUGAAGAAGCGUCUGGUGGAAGCCGCAGAGACUCUCAAAGUCGCCGAGAAUCAGAUUGCUGGGAUGAAAUACAUCAUCAAAGAUCUGACUAGGGAGCGCAACGACCUUCGCAACAAUCUCGACAAGGCGGUGUCAGAACUGCAUGAUUUGCAGAUGAGGAGUGUUGGUAGGCGUGGAAGUCGGACGGAUAGUGGGAUGCACCGCCACUCAUCGGUUCAUUCCAGCUUUGGAGGUGGAUUCAUCUAGAAGGAUUGUGUUUGGGUGUGCAUGGCGUUGCAUGGUUGACACAGCGACCGAGAACUUGACAGCCUGUGGACAGUGGAUAUGGUACCGCGUUGGCUUGGUGUGGCUGAUACAGCGACCGAGAAGUUGACAGCCUGUAAUCAAUGGAUAUGGUGCGGCAUUUGGCCUCCUCCUCAUUGCAUCCCUUCCUCUCUCUUCUUUGCAGCCUCUCUCCUCC
Molecule: messenger RNA, 1088 nt
Organism: Cercospora beticola
Lineage: Eukaryota; Fungi; Ascomycota; Dothideomycetes; Mycosphaerellales; Mycosphaerellaceae
Source: RefSeq, a predicted model, not a curated record